GAACUGCACCCGGGCUGGAGCCCUCCACUACAUUUUUUGCUUUUAACGAUGUGGCAGCUGGAGCGCCUGGGCUCAGGAUGUAGCCCUCCGAGGCUCCUCUUGCUUGUUUACUAUCUGUGCGCUCUUGGAGAUUGCCUUUUUGUGACUGAAUACUUCACCCGAACGCCUCGUAAGCUGAAUGCUUUCAACUCCUUCGCCAGCGUGGAGCUGUUCCACUUCAAUGUGCCUGACGACACCAUGAUGGCCGUAUGGAACCUCAUCACUUUCAAGGAGCAAGGGGGCACGUUUGGAGACAGCUGCCCCAACCGCAACGUGACUGUGUACUUCAGGUCUGGCGCUCCUCCAGUAAUAAACCCCCUGCACACCAGCUUCCCUCGGGAUACAGUCGUCCCAGGAUCCUUUGCUGUGACUCUUACCUGGACUCUUCCAAACCGUACAACAGGAGCAUUCAACGUGACCAGCCCGCUCCCUGGAGACUGGUUCCUAGCCGCACAUUUACCCAAGGACGAAGGCAAGAUCUCAGUCAAGGGUCUCUCUGAAGAAUGCCAGUAUCUGUUUCAACCUCAGCUCAUCGUCCAGAGGCUCGUUGGGAUUUCGGUGCUUUACCCUGGAUACUUCAUUGACCAGAUGAUCCCUGUCCAUAACAGAUCUGCACUUUAUAAAGUGUUCAUCCCCAAUUAUAUAUCAAAGGUGAAGGUUCAGCUGGUAAACUGCAGCACCAAGAACAGGAGCAGCGACAGUUGUCCUGUGGUGUUGAAGAUAAGAGCGCGGGCGCCGCCGGUGCAUAACUCAAGUGCCCUCGACUGCAGGGAGUGGAACCCCUGUGAGUUAGACACGCUCGUGCCUGCCUGGGAACAAUGGUACUACAUCCUGGUGGAGAGAUAUCUAACUAACUCCAACGUCUACUUCCGCAUUGGUGUGCAGGUCACAGAUUGCUCCAAGACCAAUUUGUCAAAGGACCAGUCUCAGCCCAGCUCCUCCAUGAACAUGCCUCAGUCUUUUGGAACGGCGAUGGGUUUCUCUCUGUCUGAGACGCUGUCGGUGGCCUCCCUGCCCAGCCUGACGCAGAACGACAGUCACCUCCACACCUCUGAGGACAGCAUCAUUUACCUCCCCCCCACGGCCGACUACAACAAGUGCUGGCCCAUCCGCCCGACCCUGCGCAAUGAGCUGGACACCUUCUCUGUGCACUUUUACGUCUUCUUUGGUCCAAAUAUAUCCAUCCCACCGGACAGGGCUGCUGUGUUCGCCAUUAACCUGAUGCCUGUUUUAGACAGCGGAGGAGUCCUCAACAUGGAGCUCAAACUCAACAUGUCUACGUUAAAAGGAGCUAAUGUCACAGUGUUCGGCUGCCUGAACCACGGGAUGCCUCUCUUCUUACGGGAUAACUCAUCAUUGAAGUGUGAAUCAGAAACAGAGGCUGGGUUUUUCCUUUCUGUGAACACCUCUGCUAAUAUCACCAAGUUGAGGAUCCCCUAUCCACAGACAGGCACCUGGUACCUCAGUCUGCGCUCUCUAUGUGGCACUGAACACGGAUUUGAAGCAUGCCCCAAUGUCACCGCUGAGGUGUAUAUGCGCGCAUACCUGACUCCAUGCAUCAAUGACUGUGGGACGUAUGGACAGUGCAAGCUUCUACGCACAAACAACUAUCUUUAUGCUGCCUGUGAAUGCAAAGCAGGUUGGGAGGGCUGGGGAUGCACAGACAACUCGGAGGCUUACUCCUACAGCUUCCAGCUCCUCUCCACCCUGCUGCUCUGCCUCAGUAACCUGAUGUUUGUCCCUCCGGUGGCCAUAGCCAUCCGGAGCCACUACCUGCUGGAGGCUUCAGUCUACAUCUUCACCAUGUUCUUUUCCACUUUCUACCAUGCUUGUGAUCAGCCGGGUAUUGUGGUCUUCUGCAUCAUGGAGUACGACGUGCUGCAGUUCUGUGACUUCCUCGGCUCGCUGAUGUCAGUGUGGGUCACUGUCAUUGCGAUGGCCAGGCUAAAGUCCAUCAUCAAACAGGUGCUGUAUCUGCUGGGGGCGAUGUCUCUGUCUAUGGCUCUGCAGCUAGACCGUCACGGUCUGUGGAACCUGCUGGGACCCAGCCUGUUUGCCCUGGGCAUCAUGGCGGUGGCAUGGACGGUGCGCACCAUCCGUCGGCGGCGUUGCUACCCGCCCACCUGGAAACGCUGGGUGUUCUUCCUGUUACCGGGCACCAUGAUCGCCACCUCCGCCGUGGCCCUCUACGCCUUUGUGGAGACAGAGGAGAACUACUUCUACAUCCACAGCAUCUGGCACAUGCUGAUCGCAGGGAGCGUGGGCUUCCUCCUUCCGCCUCGCGCCAAGCCUGACGCCAAGGUGACCCCGCUGAAGCGUAGGCGAGGCUGCGGCUAUCAGCUGUGCGUUAAUGAGCACGAGGAGCUGGGUCUGGUGGACCCCGCCAUCAUCUCCAUCAACAGCAUCUGCACCAGCUGAUAAACUCCCCACUCCCAGCCUUUUACCUUAGAGACACUUCAUUGCCUUCUUUUACUUGGGAAAUUCACAGACGGAAAUUAAGCCACAGAACUUGAAAAAGCAAUGUAAAUAUUGUAAUGCAGAUGUGACACAUUGGAUUUCUUUUUUUGGUUGUAAUUGUUAUGGUUAUUACUAUCAAUACAACUGUAAUUAUUAUUAUCUAUAGUUAGAGUUGUUCUGAUGAAUUGUGGGUGUACAGUGACACACUGUUGUUUGUGAAUAAGUCAAAGCUGAAACACUGCUGCUAUCUGACGGUGACUGUAAAACUGCUUCUGUUGGUUAUUUAUUGGUGGUCUUGUAAACAGGCCAGUUAUUGUACUGUUGGGGGCACAGACCAGGGGAGAAGUGGGGGGUCAUUUAUCAAGGGCACAGCGUUUCUGGAAUUCUUUUGAAAUAUAUCUUUUGCACUGAGACACAAAAAUGUUAUUCUGUACAUUUUUAUAACAAUAUAAACUACAGUGGGCAUCACAAAUGUAAAACCUAGUUGUCAUGUGGAAUGUUAGACUGUCUUUGCAAUUGCAAUGUAUCGCUUUUACACAAAUGUGCAGAUGUGGAACAGUUUCAAAGUUCAGUUGUCUGUUGAAAGAAAAGAGGAGAGGAUUAUUUCAAAGACCUCAAACCAAGACCUCACUUCCCUGUUAUUUUCUGACAGGACCUGUGUGACACCACAUUCAUAAACAUUAAAUGUUUCCUUUCUUGCCUCAGUAUCACUUCUGCUUUCGGAGCUUUUACAAUUUAGUGCAACUGUUGAAUGUUCCACAAAGACAUCAUAUUGCAAUCCCUGCCCUAAUGGAAACCAGUUGUACUCAGACAGUGAGAUGAGACGCUGUCAACAACAUCCUCCCAGGAAUAGAAUGAGAGAUGAAUAAUUCUCUAACAAAGCAGCAGUAUGAAGGCAGCUUCAGAGCAUACUGUUGAUAUGAAACCGCUGUCUUAUAUAAGGAAUAUGCCUCUUCGUGUAUGCCUGUUUAGAUGUGAUCCAUCGGCAGAUCCACAGGAUUUUUCAUCCAUGUAUGUAUUCUUUUUCUAUCAAGUUAUAUCAGAAAGAUUUAACAAAUUCAUUAUUUUUAAUAAGCUAGGAUUGGAGGUUGUACCUGGCCUUGACAACAAACCAAUACACACAUGAUAGAGUGUGCUAGCGGGUCUGUGAGGCUGUUCUUAAAGGGGACAUAUUAUCCUCAUUUCCUGGUUCGUACACAUGGGUUUCUAUUAGAAUAUGUUGAUAUGCUUUAAUAUAAAAAAACACAUGUUUUUUCCCCUAUACUGUCUGAAGAUUAUUCACCUUCUGUCUGAAAUCCUCCAUUUAAGCCCCCCUCCCUUAAAAGCCCAAUCUGACUCUGAUACAUUUGGGAUAACAAAUAAACACACUUUUUAUGUGGUCAUAGAGCAUUGGUAACAUUAUAAUUUGCCUAGAUGAUGCAGAUGGAUGUAAGGGGAUACAAUAAUGAUUGCAAUUCACUUCUGGGGACCAUGAAUGUGUUUACCAAAUGUCCAUGCAAGUUAUUCAAUUGUUGUUGAGAUAGUUUAAUAAAAAACAACAUUUCAUCUUCUGAAGAAAAUCGUUUUGGGAAGUAUGUUUCUGUAAUUGUAUUCUAACCAAGUGUAAUUGGAGACUGGAGGACUGUUCACAUUAUGUUUGUCUAGCACAAACCUCUCUGUAAACCAGUC
Molecule: messenger RNA, 4164 nt
Organism: Notothenia coriiceps (black rockcod)
Lineage: Eukaryota; Metazoa; Chordata; Actinopteri; Perciformes; Nototheniidae
Gene: tmem8b
Product: transmembrane protein 8B
Exons: 13
Coding region: 49-2457 (802 amino acids)
Cellular component (GO): membrane
Source: RefSeq, a predicted model, not a curated record